This is a messenger RNA of Rana temporaria (common frog), 687 nucleotides long. Its product is annotated as gastrula zinc finger protein XlCGF67.1-like. The record is from RefSeq and is a predicted model, not a curated record. The annotation marks the transcript as partial. The transcript is spliced from 2 exons. Gene Ontology annotation, molecular function: RNA polymerase II cis-regulatory region sequence-specific DNA binding; DNA-binding transcription factor activity, RNA polymerase II-specific. Gene Ontology annotation, biological process: regulation of transcription by RNA polymerase II. NCBI's taxonomy places the organism in Eukaryota, Metazoa, Chordata, Amphibia, Anura, Ranidae.
GAGGAACCUCAGACUGUGCGGGACGGUGCCGGACCAUCGUACUCCUCUUAUCCUGAGGAACCUCAGACUGUGAGGGGCAGUGCCACCCUUCCAACAGAGAAAAGGUUUUCCUGUACUGAGUGUGGGAAGUGUUUUUCAAUGAAGUUCCAUCUUUACAGACAUCAGCAGACACACGGAGGGGAGAAGCCGUAUUCUUGUCUUAAGUGUGGGAAAUGUUUUUCACAAAAUUCCCAUCUUCAAAUACAUUAUACAGCUCUGCACACAGGGGAGAAGCCAUAUUCUUGUCCUGAAUGUGGGAAAAGUUUUUCACAGAAGUCCCAUCUUUCCACACAUCAGAGAUCUCACACGGGGGUGAAGCCGUAUUCCUGUCCUGAGUGUGGGAAAUGUUUUGUAAUGAAAUCACAUCUUGCCACACAUCAAAGGCUUCACACAGGAGAAAAACCAUACUCCUGUUCUGAGUGUGGGAAAUGUUUUUCAGACCAAUCCUUUUAUCAUAGACAUCAGAGAUUUCACAUGGAGGAGAAGCGAUAUUCCUGUCCCGAGUGUGGGAAAUGUUUUUCACAGAAGUCCCAUCUUUACACACAUCAGAGAUCUCACACGGGGGAGAAGCCGUAUGGGAAAAGUUUUUCACAGAAGUCCAAUCUUUCCACACACCAGAGAUCUCACACGGGGGAGAAGCCGUAUUCC